AUGUCUCGGGAGGCCGCUUCAGCACCCAAGGCGGCGGCACCGCCCCUCCCGCUCUGGCAGUCGCUCGCCGUGUCAGGCUUCGCCGGCAUGUUUGGUUGGUGCUUCACGCACCCCUUCGAGAUGUGGAAAAACACGGUGAUGAUGGCGCCGCCCGGCACGAGCCAGCUGGAUUCCUUAAAGGUGACGGCGAAGAGGGGCUUCUACACGGGCCUGUCGAGCGGCCUGAUGCGCCAGAUGGUCUACACAACUGCCCGUCUGGGCUGCUACCCAGCUUUUCGCGACGGCAUCCUGCAAUGUGAGGUUGCGCUGGGGCUGAAGAAGUCCGCGGACCCUGCUGGGACGACGGCGCUUGACCGCGCUCUCGCCGGCGCGUCUGCUGGCGUCUUCGCCUCCUUCCUGUCCUCUCCGGUGGAGGUGUGCCUUGUUCUGCAGACCACGAACAAGGGUAAGGAGAGGCUGUCCAUGCUGCAGGCCUCCAGGAUGGUUCUGAAGAGCCGCGGCAUCCCUGGUCUGUGGAGCGGCUUUGGCGCCCUCGCGUCGCGUGCGGCGAUGGUAGGGGUGGCGCAGGUGGCGGUGCACGACCAGGUGCUGACGAUGCUGCGCAGUCACAACGUGAAGCGCCCGAGCCCGCUCAACGACAACCUCGUCAUCAACGUUGCGAGUGUGAUCACGGCCUUGUUCUGCAGUCUGGUGACGAUGCCAAUGGAGGUGGCGCGUGUGCGGAUGUCUGCGGAGGCGAAGCUUGGUGCUGGUGUGGAGAAAAAGUACCGCAACGCUGUGCAGUGUAUUGGCCGCAUCUUCAAGGAGGAGGGUGUGCUGGCCAUGUACGACUCGUACCUGCCGUACUUUGGCCGCUGUGCGUCGCAGACGCUGAUUUGCUUCUUUAUGAUCGAAUACCUUACGCGCCACCUGCGCGAGCGGCAGCUGGCGAAGGCGAACCUCAUCAAGUGA
Messenger RNA from Leishmania braziliensis MHOM/BR/75/M2904, 951 nucleotides. RefSeq lists its product as hypothetical. Gene Ontology annotation, biological process: phosphate ion transmembrane transport; oxaloacetate transport; succinate transmembrane transport. The record is from RefSeq and is a predicted model, not a curated record. The transcript has a single exon. NCBI's taxonomy places the organism in Eukaryota, Euglenozoa, Kinetoplastea, Trypanosomatida, Trypanosomatidae. The coding region runs from base 1 to 951 and encodes 316 amino acids. Gene Ontology annotation, molecular function: malate transmembrane transporter activity; antiporter activity; oxaloacetate transmembrane transporter activity.